Molecule: messenger RNA, 7013 nt
Organism: Salvelinus fontinalis (brook trout)
Lineage: Eukaryota; Metazoa; Chordata; Actinopteri; Salmoniformes; Salmonidae
Product: inositol polyphosphate-4-phosphatase type I A-like
Exons: 19
Coding region: 1202-3619 (805 amino acids)
Cellular component (GO): cytoplasm
Molecular function (GO): phosphatidylinositol-3,4-bisphosphate 4-phosphatase activity
Source: RefSeq, a predicted model, not a curated record
GAGACACAGGUUACACCUGACCCUGAGGUAUGAGAGACAUAGGUUACACCUGACCCUGAGGUAUGAGAGACACAGGUUACACCUGACCCUGAGGUAUGAGAGACACAGGUUACACCUGACCCUGAGGUAUGAGAGACACAGGUUACACCUGACCCUGAGGUAUGAGAGACACAGGUUACACCUGACCCUGAGGUAUGAGAGACACAGGUUACACCUGACCCUGAGGUAUGAGAGACACAGGUUACACCUGACCCUGAGGUAUGAGAGACACAGGUUACACCUGACCCUGAGGUAUGAGAGACACAGGUUACACCUGACCCUGAGGUAUGAGAGACACAGGUUACACCUGACCCUGAGGUAUGAGAGACACAGGUUACACCUGACCCUGAGGUAUGAGAGACACAGGUUACACCUGACCCUGAGGUAUGAGAGAAACAGGUUACACCUGACCCUGAGGUAUGAGAGACACAGGUUACACCUGACCCUGAGGUAUGAGAGACACAGGUUACACCUGACCCUGAGGUAUGAGAGACACAGGUUACACCUGACCCUGAGGUAUGAGAGACACAGGUUACACCUGACCCUGAGGUAUGAGAGACACAGGUUACACCUGACCCUGAGGUAUGAGAGACACAGGUUACACCUGACCCUGAGGUAUGAGAGACACAGGUUACACCUGACCCUGAGGUAUGAGAGACACAGGUUACACCUGACCCUGAGGUAUGAGAGACACAGGUUACACCUGACCCUGAGGUAUGAGAGACACAGGUUACACCUGACCCUGAGGUAUGAGAGACACAGGUUACACCUGACCCUGAGGUAUGAGAGACACAGGUUACACCUGACCCUGAGGUAUGAGAGACACAGGUUACACCUGACCCUGAGGUAUGAGAGACACAGGUUACACCUGACCCUGAGGUAUGAGAGACACAGGUUACACCUGACCCUGAGGUAUGAGAGACACAGGUUACACCUGACCCUGAGGUAUGAGAGUCACAGGUUACACCUGACCCUGAGGUAUGAGAGACACAGGUUACACCUGACCCUGAGAUCUGCAGAGAACAAGCACGUGGGGAACAUCACCAUCAUUGCCUGGCAGAUAGAGGAGAAGAGAGACCAGAGGACUCUGCCUGUUGCCAGGUUACCAGACACCAUCAACGGCAGGACCGUGCUUCCGGUGGAUGAGAGCCUGACAGAAUCCAUGGGCGUCAGAGCCAAAUAUGCAUCUUUAUGCAAAGACACCCUGCUGACAUCAGUGUUUGGAGGCACCAUGUCCAGAAUGUACCGUUUCCCCACCACGGACGGUCACCAUCUGCGGGUGCUAGAACAGAUGGCUGAAAGUGUGUUGUCUCUCAACAUCCCCAGACAGUAUGUCAAACUACUGCUGGAGGAGGACGCUGUCAGGGUUUGUGAGCUGGAGGAGCUGGGGGAGUUGUCACCAUGCUGGGAGAACCUACGACGACAGAUAGUCACUCAGUACCAGACCAUCAUCCUCGCCUACCAGGAGACUCUCUCUGACCUCACCAACUACAAGGGUCCGUCGUUCAAGGCCAGUAACCUGAAGGCAGAGAGGAAGCUGGAGUUCAUACCCACCAACCUUCAUGUCCAGAGGAUGAGGGUGCAGGAUGAGUCUGGCUUUGACCACACGUAUGACGUGGUGACUAUCGGGGCUCCCGCCGCCCACUGCCAGGGCUUCAAGAACAGCGGCCUGCGCAAGCAAAUCACCAAGUUCGAGGAGGCCAAAAAACACGUUUAUGAGGAAGAAUGCAGUGCCCUGUCCAGCUGUCAGUCUAUAGUGUACAUCCCCCAGGACAUUGUCCGGGCCAAGGAGAUCAUCUCCCACAUCAACACCCUGAAGACCCAGGUCAGCUACUAUGCUGAGAGACUGUCCCGCGCCGCCAAGGACCGCUCUGCCAACGGUCUGGAGAGGACCCUCGCCAUCCUGGCUGAUAAGACUCGCCAGCUGGUGACGGAGUGCGACUGCAAACUGCUGGCCUCGGCCAUCCAGGCACUGAACGCGGCACGCCCCGAGUUUAUCGCCUCCAAGGCGUCACCCUCCGCCGACGCCACCGAUCAAGUAGUCCUGCGCAACGACCGGGACACGCUGCUGGCCAAGUGGAGCGGAUGCAACAGCCGCUCCUCGCUGCACGUCGACUGGCACGAGGAGGAGUGGGAGAAGGUGUGGGUAAAUGUAGACAAGAGUCUGGAGUGUAUCAUCCAGCGGGUGGACAAACUCCUUCAGAAGGACCGUCUGCCUGGCGACAGCAGCCAGGGGGACACUACCCCAGACCACCAGCAGGGCGGCAGUAGUAAAAAAGGUAACCAGAGUACCAGGGCGUUCUGGAUCAACCCUGACUGCAUGACCCAGGAGGAGCCUUCGUCAUCAUCACUACCUUCCUCAUCAUCCUCCCUCCUGCCUGCUCUCACCCUGAAUCUGACUCAUGCAUGCCCACCCAGCCCUGACAAAAACCCAUAUGGCAGCCCCAGUGGCGAGGAGGAUUUCCCAGGGGAGUGGAGCGAGGCGCUGUACCCUCUCCUCACCACGCUGACAGAGUGUGUGGCUAUGAUGAGUGACAAGGCGAAGAGCUCCAUGGUGUUCCUGUUGAUGCAGGACAGUGCUCCUACCAUCGCCAUGGACCUCUCCCUGCAGUACAGACGAGACGUGGUCUUCUGCCAGACGCUCACUGCCCUCAUCUGUGGCUUCAUCAUCAAGCUGAGGAACUGUCUCCGUGACGAUGGCUUCCUCAGGCAGCUCUACACCAUCGGCCUGCUGGCCCAGUUUGAGUCUCUGCUCAGCACCUACGGCGAGGAGCUGUCCAUGUUGGAGGACAUGUCGGUAGGCAUCAUGGACCUACGGAACGUUACCUUCAAGGUGACCCAGGCAACCUCCAGCUCCUCCCCCGACAUGCUGCCGGUCAUCACUGGCAACCGGGACGGCUUCAACGUCCGCAUCCCGUUGCCGGAGACCAUGUUUGACGCGUUGCCGCGGGAGAUCCAGAACGGCAUGCUGCUGCGCGUCCAGCCGGUGCUCUUCAACGUGGGAAUCAACGAACAGCAGACGCUGGCAGAGAAGUUUGGAGACACGUCUCUGCAGGAGAUCAUUAACCUAGAGAGUCUGGCCAGACUCAACUCCUACUAUCAACAGUUCAAGGAGGUCUUACCUGAGGACUGCCUGCCCAGGUCCCGUUCCCAAACGUGUCUACCAGAGCUGCUGAGGUUCCUGGGACAGAACGUCCACGCCAGGAAGAACAAGAAUGUAGACAUCCUGUGGCAGGCAGCAGAGAUCUGUCGUCGUCUGAACGGUGUGCGUUUCACCAGCUGUAAGAGUGCUAAGGACCGCACGGCCAUGUCUGUCACCCUGGAGCAGUGUCUGAUCCUACAGCACGAACAUGGCAUGGCCCCACAGGUCUUCUCCCAGGCCCUCGACUGCAUGCGCAGCAUUGGGACCAGGGAGGGGGUCACCCAGAAGAACCUGAGUGGCCUGUUGCCUGUGCGUGAUUUCAGGCUGGACCCCAGCCUGCUGUACUCCCUGCCCCUGCUGGCCCUCAGCCCCAACCUGCUGGUCGUCUGGCUGUUCCUCAGCGUCGCCUACUUCCUGGCCAAGCUCCGCUGCAGCUGAAGGCACAGCCCUCUGCCACCCAGCCCCACCUACUCUCGACCUCUACUCACCUCUUCUCUCUGCCCGUUCCCCCCAGUGUGUCCGUCAGUCAGGAAGAAAGGCAAAAAGUUAGUUUGUCAGUCAAGGAGGAAGACAGGCAGUCAGGGAGUCAGUCAGUCGCUCUGUCAGUCUGUCUGGAGCUCAGCCGGGAGAACCCUCUGAUUGGUCGAGGGCAGACCGUGUGUACCUGACUGGACUUUAUGUGCGUCACUCGGGCUAAACUGCCAGCUGUUCCACCUAAUGGGCAGCCAGCACUCCUCCCGCCCUGCUCUCUGUCCUAACCAAUCCAGUCAGAGCAGGAGGCUGGUCUAAAGGUCUAUGUGCAGUACUGUAUGAGACUGUUACUGUCAGUGUUCUGACAUAUUUCUCAGUUUAACACCCAUUGUUUUACAACAAUCAAAUACAAACAGAGUAUGGGGAGAAACUUUGAAAUAAAGACGGUAAGAAGUUUUAGCUGAAUUUAAUGGAAGUUUUGUCCCAGUUGUCCUUGAGUAUUUAUAAUGCAGCUUCCCAACUCAUGACAUGAUUAUAACCAUGCUAUUAUGAUAAUGUGAUGUCAUGGAUCCUUUGGUUUUGCACAGAGCUUAUUUUCAGUCAUGCAAAUGUUCUGGCUUGCUUGACGUUUACGUCUUCCAUAAGGUUUGCAUACAGCAUAAGCCAAGGGAUGGCUUGGCCAUGCAAUAUCAAGCUGAUGUUUUGAUCUGGUGGCCAUUUUGUUGUUGUUCCUCAGGCCUUCCUACUCUUACAGCAGGAGAGACUUGUGUCCGCUUUCACUUUAAACCAAUGCACUUUUUUUAAUCAACGUUGUCAUCUUAAUGAAGGUUAUUCGCUUGUCUUGCCAAUUGACACAGUUUCAUCAUGGUCGGAGCAAUUUGAAUUGGCUAAAUCUGGGAAUGUAUGAUAUUUCAGGGGAGCUUUGUUGGCUUGUUUGAUUAUGCAGUGUAGUGUUUCCGACGGGUGUUUAUUUUUUAGUUGAUAUCAGAUUUCAUGUCUGUACUAAGUUUCCUAUUUACUAUGGAGUUUGUAUAUAUGAAUUGGUUCUUUGUUAGAGAACCUAUAAGUGUUGCAGUUCUAGGGAAAUGACAGAGAAGAUGAAGAGAAUGUACAUGGGCAAACCUCAAAUGGCUCCCUACCACCAAAUGAUGCACUACCUCUGACCAGUAGUGCACUAAAUAUAGGGGAUGAUUUGAGACACAGCCCAUGCUUGUUGUGCCAAAUGAUUUAGCCAGGUCUCAGAUGCUAGAUACAGGUCUUGGAUCUUUAUUCCAGGUCAAAGUGUUACUUCCAGAUCUCCCAGCAGCCCAAAUCCAUCCUGCUUCCACAGAGACUCUUUGGGUUACUUCCAAGCCUUGCACUCUGGACUUCCUGGUCUCUGCUGAGAGUCCAUACACCAUUAUCAUAUACAGUAGUUGCUAUCUAGUCCCAUAAAAACAUGAUUAGCUAUCUAAUGGUAUAUGCACUCAUUAAUAUGUAGACUAGUGGUAUUAUCGUUUUCCAGCCCCAUAGCCUCUCUCCAUUUUAAUCAGUAUAAUACCUGUCUUCAGUGCUGUGUUACGUCCCAAGACGGCCACACUCAAUCCAAUCUAAAGUGACCUACUAAAGAAAUGGACCAUCCGUCCCAAAAUAGCCUCUGUGAGAUUGUCACGCUUGUAUUACAUCCCCUCCACCCCCCAUUUCCAACUUCUAGACCCCCCACAAUGGAAAACUGGAGUGAUUCUUUUGUCCUUGUUGGUUGAGCUAUAUGCAAGCUUCUUAUAGGCCUCUCACCUGUGUGACUGGUAUGGGAGAGAGGCUGGGUUUAGUGGUGUAUUUAGGUUAGUUCAUUGGUUUGGUUUUGAAUAUUCAGAGUUCUUUUUUUUUUACUGAUUUUGUGCAAUGUUACUGUUUUACAUUAUCGACAAAUACGUAGGUACAUGCAGUAUUUAUUUCUCAGUAUUCUACAGUAUUUACUUUUUCAAUCUUGUAAAUCCAUAUUGUAAAUAAUAGAAAUGUAUAAAGUCAGAUCAUCUAUUGAUAAGUAUGCUGGUGUAGAACUACCUCUAUUGUCCCAUAAAACACCAUUUGACUGUCAGCCAGGGGAGGAGAGCUGAGGGACAGCCAGGGGAGGAGAGCUGAGGGACAGCCAGGGGAGGAGAGCUGAGGGACAGCCAGGGGAGGAGAGCUGAGGGACAGCCAGGGGAGGAGAGCUGAGGGACAGCCAGGGGAGGAGAGCUGAGGGACAGCCAGGGGAGGAGAGCUGAGGGACAGCCAGGGGAGGAGAGCUGAGGGACAGCCAGGGGAGGAGAGCUGAGGGACAGCCAGGGGAGGAGAGCUGAGGGACAGCCAGGGGAGGAGAGCUGAGGGACAGCCAGGGGAAAAUGUGCUCCAUGAGAGCAGCACCCAAGGUCUGUCCCAAAUGGCACACUAUUCCCUACGUAGCGCCCUAUAGGCCAUGGUCAAAGUAGUGUACUAUAUAGGGAAUAGGGCACUGUUUAAUAGGGAAUAGGGCACUGUUUAAGACGCAACCCCAGUAUGUACAAUAUUAGGAUGGCGUUUGCUUCAACCAAAUGUGAAAUAGCUCGUCCUGCUGGUUGGUAAUGAUACUACAGAAGCUUGUCACCCAGUAGGUCCUAUGAAAAGUUGGAUUGCUCCGUUCUGGGGAUACAUGCAAUUAGGAGACCAUUCUUCAGUUGUAGAGAAUUGCAGAAUGUGCUGGUGACAGUUUGUUCUGCCGGUGUAUUUAAUUCCGAUGAAGAAACCCACUGCGUUAAAUAUGUUGUAACCAUAGUGAUGCUAAAUCCAGGAAUAUUCCAACUAAAAUCAAGUUCAUGACUCAAUUCUCAAGUUUUAUUUUUCUGUUUCUCUUGAAUUCCUUAGCGCUUUUGACUAUGGAGAAUAUAUUUAUAUUGCGUUGCAUUAUAUUUUCAUGCUUGUAUGUCUAAAUGCUCACGUUUGCUAAAUAUAUGUAUUCUUAUGGAGAGUUUGAUGUGAUUACAUCAUCUUCAUGCAGGUUUCACUUUAUAAUGAGAGGGAGAAAUUCUAGUUGCUGUUCCAGAUAUCUUUGUAUUAACCCUUGUCUGGUACUUUGCCCAGUUCCAACCCAAUAUCAGGAUUGCUUGGAUAACCAUUUAUGAAUAUGCUCUGAAAUACUAUACGUUUCUCCCUUUCUCUCUAAUGCUUCUCUCUGAAAUAGACUUUUCUCCCUUUCUGCUUCUCUCUGAAAUGGUAUGCAUUUCUCCCUUUCUCUCUGAAAUAGUAGACUUUUCUCCCUUUCUCUCUAAUGCUUCUCUCUGGAAAGUGCAAUAGCAGUCAAUUAGUCAGCAGCCCAAAGAAUCAGCUUUAAUGUUGUUAUAUAAUAAACGUCAUGCCAAAUGUA